AUGUCUACCUGCCACUUCCUAAUAACAUUUUACACUUGCCUUUUUGUUAGCCUAUGCUGCCAUCUUACAUGCUUUCUUAGAUCCUCUUUUAUCGCUUUUUCUUUAUCAAAGGCUGGAUUACCUAUAAUUCCAGAGAAUUGUCCAGCUUGUUUUGAGCAGCCAAAAGAGCGUUUCCGCAUGAAGCGGCUUCUUGCGGAACAGGAGAUCAUCUUUCCUCGUCUGUUUGCAAACCUCCGUGCUGCUAUGAUGCCUCUGAUCCAUUUGGAUACUGCGGACGGCUUAUCUGCCUUGUGCAAUGCAAAAAUGGCUCUUCAUCGUUUCUCCAAGAUCAAUGGUGGAGUGAACUUCCUUACUAAGACCACUACUAUCCAGGCUUAUCCAGAAAGAAAAGCCAAAGUGGAAACGAAUCCACGUGCAGAGGAUGACAAUAAAGAAUGUGAUAAUGAUGAGAUGCUAUUAAAAUGCCUUUCCAGUGCCAUUUGA
Molecule: messenger RNA, 483 nt
Organism: Protopolystoma xenopodis
Lineage: Eukaryota; Metazoa; Platyhelminthes; Monogenea; Polystomatidea; Polystomatidae
Source: the annotation of a GenBank genome assembly